AUGGCUCUGAGUGGGAACUGUAGUCGUUAUUAUCCUCGGGAUCAAGGGGCUGCAGUUCCCAACUCCUUCCCCGAAGUCAUAGAGCUGAAUGUUGGGGGCCAGGUUUACUUCACCCGCCAUUCCACAUUAAUAAGCAUCCCCCAUUCCCUCUUGUGGAAAAUGUUUUCCCCAAAGAGAGACAACGCUAACGAUCUAGCCAAGGACUCCAAGGGAAGGUUUUUCAUUGACAGAGAUGGCUUCCUGUUCCGUUAUAUUCUGGACUAUCUCAGGGACAGGCAGGUGGUCCUGCCUGAUCACUUUCCAGAAAGGGGAAGGCUGAAAAGAGAGGCUGAGUAUUUCCAGCUCCCUGACCUCGUCAAGCUCCUGGCCCCCGAGGAAGUCAAGCAAAGCCCAGAUGAAUUCUGUCACAGUGAUUUUGAGGAUGCCUCCCAAGGAAGCGACACAAGAAUCUGCCCCCCUUCUUCACUGCUGCCUCAUGACCGCAAGUGGGGUUUUAUUACUGUGGGCUACAGGGGAUCCUGUACCUUGGGCAGAGAGGGGCAAGCAGAUGCCAAGUUUCGGAGAGUUCCCCGGAUUUUGGUUUGUGGAAGGAUCUCCUUGGCAAAGGAAGUCUUUGGAGAAACUUUGAAUGAAAGCAGAGACCCAGACCGAGCCCCAGAAAGAUACACCUCCAGAUUUUAUCUCAAGUUCAAACAUCUGGAAAGAGCUUUUGAUAUGUUGUCAGAGUGUGGAUUCCACAUGGUGGCCUGUAACUCCUCCGUGACAGCAUCUUUUGUCAACCAGUAUACAGAGGACAAGAUCUGGUCGAGCUAUACCGAAUACGUCUUCUAUCGUGAGCCUUCCAGGUGGUCCUCCCCUCACUGCGAUUGCUGCUGCAAGAACGGCAAGGGGGACAAAGGGGAGAGCGGCACCUCCUGCAACGACCUCUCCACUUCCAGCUGUGACAGCCAGUCAGAGGCCAGCUCUCCCCAGGAGACGGUGAUCUGUGGUCCUGUAACGCGCCAGAGCAACAUCCAGACUCUGGACAGGCCCAUUAAGAAGGGCCCCGUGCAGCUGAUCCAACAGUCGGAGAUGAGGCGGAAAAGUGACCUGCUCAGGACUCUGACGUCGGGCUCCAGGGAGUCGAACAUAAGCAGCAAAAAGAAAGCUGCGAAGGAAAAGCUCUCCAUCGAAGAAGAGCUGGAGAAGUGCAUCCAGGAUUUCCUGAAGAUAAAAAUUCCAGAUCGCUUCCCCGAGAGAAAACAUCCUUGGCAGUCUGAACUUUUACGGAAGUACCAUCUAUAGGGGAGGGCUGGGGAUAGUCACCAUUUUAAAAUAAACCUCCCCAAAGGAAGACAUAUGUUAAAGGAAAAUGACAACUAAUGAUCCACAUUUGUUAGAACACAAUAGUCCAUUGAUGUACUACUGCCUACUUUAACUAGCUCACCUUAACGUGUAAAUCCACAGGGUAGAUUUCUUUUCAGAUGUGGAACCAGAAGCGCGCUCCUGUGUUGUCCUUUG
Peromyscus eremicus (cactus mouse) is the source of this 1500-nucleotide messenger RNA. RefSeq names its product potassium channel tetramerization domain containing 16 (gene Kctd16). The record is from RefSeq and is a predicted model, not a curated record. Lineage: Eukaryota; Metazoa; Chordata; Mammalia; Rodentia; Cricetidae. Gene Ontology annotation, cellular component: postsynaptic membrane; presynaptic membrane. The transcript has 2 exons. Bases 1 to 1284 code for a protein of 427 amino acids. Gene Ontology annotation, molecular function: protein binding. Gene Ontology annotation, biological process: regulation of G protein-coupled receptor signaling pathway; protein homooligomerization.